AUCUCGCUCGCAGUCAAAAACAAUGAGGGCGCACGACGCGCAACUUGCUCCGAGCGUCUCCAGCCGCGGCGGAGUUUUUCCUCGCGCAGGACUCGUAGCAUGCGUCUGCACGCCAAACGGGCGGAGGAGGACCACGGCAAUAUAACUUGACUAUCUGCUGAGUUUGUUCUUUUCCUGUCAGCGGCAGAAAUCAUGCCUUUUUGCAAGCGGACUAUACUUCCGAAAGAUGUGUGCAAGCCCGACGGCAGGAGCCCGCUGGAGGCGCGUCCGCGGCGCCAGGCGGAGGUUUUCGGGGACUUGGUGGACGUGUGCGGCUUCACGCUGUGCUCGGUGCUGCGGCAGCUCGCGGAUCUGUCCCGGCACUCGGUGAGCAUCCUGGAGGACCUGGAGGGAGAGCUGGUGUCCGUCUGCCACCGGGCGGGCGCGCUGGAGGGCAGGGUGGUGCGGCUGCAGCGGCGCGUCGCGGAGCUGGUCAGCAAACCUCCGCCGAGAACCACCAGCGGUCUAGAGGCAGAGAGCGGCAGGCGCGGCGGCGGCAGCAGCAGCGGCAGCAGCUACGGCGAGGGCACCCACGGCGGCGGCGGUGGCGGCGGCGGCGGUGCGGCCCACUUCAGGUCUCCAUGGCAACAGAGCGUGAACGUGUUCGGCUCGUGGAGCAGGCCGGAGUGUGUCGAGGAGCUGCACCAGCAGGCGCAGCUCAACCUCCAGAGCCUGCUGCAAGACUUUGAGGAGCAGUUGUACGACUCCAAGCUGACCGGUCAGACUUUCCGCCAUCCGUCCUCGCAGAGCUCCGACGACGCGUCCACCUCGCUCAGCCGCUCGCCCGUCUCCCUCAACAACAAGAGACCCGACUUCAUCUUCCUGCCGGCCUCCAAACAGCUUUACGAAGAUGAAACCUCGUCCUCGGUGUUUGGCCUGAGGUCGGCGACGGACCCGUCUCCCUCUCCGUCCCCGUCGCCCUGCGGCUCAGACCGCCCCCCGCUGGGCUGGAGUAGCAACAACAGCAGCAGCAGCACGGCCACCUCCGCCACCACCGGACCACCCGUGGCGGAGAAGCCUCGCUGGCACCUCGGCAGACGCGCGCCGGCGAGCUUCAUUCCCCUCGACAUCACCGGGGAGCUGGGAGGGGGGAAAUUCCACGGCGUGGACCUCCUCCAGCACUCCCCGUCCCCAACCCCCUCGCCGGGGGACCCCUUCCCCCACCAGCCACGCUCCCUGGAACCCGUCACUGACACUCCCCACAGAAACCUCCCCCUGAGGAAGACCCACUCUGACCUCGAUACAACCUUACCUGCAGAUAACACUUCGCGUGCCCCGAACCAACUUCAUCCAAGCGCAAUGGACCAUUCUGGUCUGCUGUGCUCCAACACGCCAUCUGCCUCCUGGAAUGGACCUAAAGGCUCUACCUUCUCUCCCGGAGCAUGGAAUGAGCCUUACAAUUACAACAUGAACAAAGGCCCAGCGGUCCCACCAAAACAGCACAGCAUCAUUGGUACUGCAGCAGGAGGCGCACACGACGGGGUGAUGUUUGUGAGUUCAGGACAGUCUGUGAGCUCACAUUCCAGUUCGUUCACCUCUGUGACAGACUCUUCAGGGAGGGGAGGGAGUAGCAGGCCAGGGAUGGCACUGCCAGUGAUGGGGAAGCGGAGCGAGACCGAAGGGGCUGCAGCGGAUGGAGGGAGAGGGGGAGGAGGUGGAGGAGGAGGUGGCGCCGGUGAUGCGGGACGAGGGAGGGAGAGAUCGGCACGUUCCAUAGCAGCACAGAACGCCUUCAAGUUCCGGGAGCGUUCGCUUUCCACGCCCACAGAUUCUGGUUCCUUCUGCUUCGCAGAGGGCGUCGUGGGCGAGCCAGAGGAGAGCGUCCUGUCUGCAGGGAACGGAAACACUAUGCCAACAGACCACUAUCAGCAGCAUCACCGCUUUCUGGGGUUAGGUGAGAACUAUGCGCUCCUCUACCCCAGAGGGAGCUCUGAAGACAGCGCCAGUACGACCGAUACCAUCUCCGUCACGGCGUCAGACUACAGCGCCGAUGGCCGCUUGCGGCUACGCUCUCGCUCCAUUUCGCUCAAGAAAUCCAAGCGUAAGCCUCCACCUCCUGUAAGAAGUGUCUCUCUAAUGAAGAACCUCGGAGAAGCCGAGGGGAGAGUCCAUCAUAAGGGCGGUCUGUACCGUGAUGGACGACCAAAGAGCCUGCACAUUCCCAGGGACCACUUUCCCGACUUCCAGCCUGAUUUUCUCCUUCCAAGCUCAUCCAGCUCCAUUAAACCAAGUGGUGGUGGGAGAGAUCUGGGCCAUGGGGGCAACGAGGGACCACCGAGCCUGGAGAUUCAGGCUCCAGAUAGGGAGGGAGAGACAGAGCUGAACUUCCCUUCUCAUUGGCAGCUGGGAGACUGGAAGAAUGACCCCUACAGGUCUCUGUCAGGGUCCAGCACAGCAACAGGUACUACAGUGAUUGAAUGUAUGAAAGUCAGAGGUAGCUCAGAGUCUCUUCUUGACUCUCCCUCCACCUCAAGGGCCACCUCACCUUCACAGCUCUCCACAGAAGCUGACCUCAAAGCAUCGUCACCAUUCAAACCUCCAGGGCUUAUGUCCCCAUCCAGCGGCUAUUCCAGCCAGUCGGAAACUCCAACCCCAACUGUUCCACUCAGUCAGGUAGGGGGUCAUGGGACAGUUGGGACGUCUGGGUGUAAGAUGCGCCCAAAGAUACCAGAGAGAAAAUCCUCACUACCAUCACCCAAGGACCCAGUUGCGAGGUCAAGAUUGUCAUUUGAAAUGCCUGGGAAUGCACAUCUGGAGCUGUCUUCGAUCAAGCCAAAGCAAAGAGCCAGCAGGCGACAUUCCGACACCUCAACAGCAGCAAAACCUGGUAAAAUCAGCCCCAGUUCCUCACAGGCCUUGCCUGUGGUUACCCAGAAUGAGCUGCAGACUGUUCGGCUCCGCUCUGUCUCCCGUGGUGACCUGGAGGACUGCCCUGAUGGGGCAUCGGACACCAUUGAAGAAGAACAACAUGGGCGGGAUCUAGGCGAGGACCCCAGCCCUCCACUUACUCUACCAAAACCCAAACCACCGGUUGCUUUGAAGCCCCCUUUGCCCAAAAGGCCCAUUCACCUUCCUUUUAAGUCUGCUUCCCUGUCCUCCACUCCCUCCACUGGCCAGGACUCACCUCCAGCCUCACCCGUAGACCGCCCUGUGCCUCUAGGCAACAUUUACAAAGUCAUGAAAAAACCCAAACCUAAAAAACCUCCACCACAAGCUACAAUCAAUCCCUGUGUUCCCCCAGAUUCACAUUCGACCACAACUGCACAAGCCGCCUAUGAUCACCACUUUCUCCCUCACUCCCAGUCCCUCUUUGACCUCCCACCUCUUCCAGACCCCCAGCCUCUCCUGGAAGACCCAGUGUUGGAGCCUGAAUUUGAGGCUGAUCCAGAGAUCCAUCUUGGCCCUGAGGACGGAGGUUCACUCCCUUCACCUUGCAGUAACAAAGAGGCCCCAGAGCUCCAGGACAAAAGCAAAACCCUUCCUUCAAGGAUGACAGUGUCCUGUCUUAUAGACCUGUCAGAGAAAAAGAAGCCCAAGGUUCCUCCUCCAGUACCCAAGAAGCCGAAUGUCCUGCAUCUUCCCACGCCAGUCCAGUCCUCUGCCAACGGGGGCACAGAGCGGCAGACGCUGCAGAUUGACAGCCCCGUUGGCCUCCAGUCUCCAGUAGGCGCUUUCCUGCCAGAAGAUAUUUUGAUUCCAAAUGUUCCACACAUGCCAUAUGAAGACGAGAACCACUUGGGAACAGACGAGGAGAGUUCAAAGGAGUCUUCUCUACAGUCGUCUCUGCAGGAUUCCUCCCUCACAGAGCUGGAAGGGAAGAUGUCCACCACUGGUAUGGGGGCAGAUGAUUUAGCAGCCAAUGAGAAUACGGUCCUUCACAUCGCAGAGGACACAGAUGAUGACUUUCUGGCCAACACACCUACAACACACACCACUGAAGACCUCUUUACUAUUAUACACAGAUCUAAGCGAAAGGUUUUGGGGCGCAAGGAACCGACAGACUCCUUCGGCAGCCGUCAGAGCCUGGUGUCCCCUGUAAAGCACAGCACCAGCGGCAGUGACAUUCGAAACCUGACCUUGGGCAGCGGUCAGAGGUCCAGCUCCCGCAAUGAAAAUUUCAUGGCCCUGCUGCAGAAAAAAGGCAGCAAGUCUUCCGGCGGCGGGGCCAGAGUGUCCGCAAUGGAGCUGCUUAAAAGCACAAACCCUCUGGCGCGAAGGGUCACAGAGUUCUCGAACGCCACCUCAUCGGCCGCCGACGAGGGAGAGGCAACGCCUGGGAACGGCAAAAGCAACGAGCAAUGAACGGGAGCGUCACCAACUCGUCAACCGGGUCCGUUUGCUCUCGACAAUGCCACCAACGAAUCAUGACCCGCUGCUGACGGGGCCUGUGUCUAACACUCCAACUUCUGACUGACCAUUUGCACUCUCCAAUCAAAUCGGAGCACAAUCUGGAGUGAAAUGGUUCCUCCCAUGGUUGGAGUGCUAUCUAUCACCAAGCCCGUCUCUCUAGGGGAGGAAUUAGUAGAGAACAAAGUCUGUUCUUGCUAUAUUUGCAAUGAAAAGCUGGAGGAGGGGUUGAGGUCAUGCUCCAACGCCGCUCAGUAUUUUCCUCAGAGUUUUGUCAGAGCGUUGGCAGAUCGAUGGGCAGUGGAGCAGAUUCUGGGAGUGACACAUAUACAUGGAUAUCGUUCCUUCUGGCUCCUUCCGAACGAGUCCCUGACGACGACCACGGUUACUGCAUGUGCGCCUGUAACCAGUUAUACCAAUCUGUGACCACCGAGGAUCAGUUUUCACAUUAUAUCAGUGUGAAACCUUCAGAUUAUCUGUUCAGUCCGACCCCAGUCAGUCGUGCUGCAGCGCCGACGCCUGCAGACCUGCGUCAGCUGACGGGGGGGAGUUUUGGCACCUAGCGAGUUUUUGCUCCAAACUUUGGGCCACAGCGCUGCCUUCGCUCUGUGGCGUCAGCCCCGUUCGCGGCGGCUGAUUGAACAUACAGGUUUGAGCAGACGAAGGCGGCAGAAAGGCGUGAGAGCGACGCCGAUUUUCAUGCCGCGAACACGAUCGUGGACCUUCACAAACAUUCCACAGCGACACCUGGAGGAAGUGGCGUUUUGGAAUGCGAGCACUUUUGUUUGGCAUCAGAGGCGGUUUACACGGCGCAACCUUUGGCCUCGCUACGUUUCUUUUUUUUCCCCUCAAGACUCAUCGAUCAUUAUUUUUCCAAUCUUUGGUUAAACGCAUUCUUUUUGCUUAUAGUGUAUUUUUUCUACACAUGCUAGACGGCCAUAUUCUGUACAUGCUCCGUUGGAUUGUACUGUAUGUAUCUGUACAAAGAUAACUGUAAUGCGUAUAUCAUCAAAUAUCAUUUGCGAACACAGAGACUAAAAAUAAUGUACAGAGCAACAACAGCUUGGACUAGAAACUGCCCACGAGGGAAAACACACAUGAACCAAGGAUGGAACAAAACAGAGUGGACCUGUCUUCACCAGUGUGUUUGUGUGUGUGUGUGUCUGCGUGUGUGUGUGCAUAGAUGAAAUCAUGCCUGUGGAGUUUCUGCACAGAGAGCAUGAAGCAGGCACGAUUAUUAAACAGGGUUUUUAUUCAUUUUGGUCUCUAGUGACGGGACCAAAGGAUCUACAAACAGGCCAGAGGGGACCGAGGCGUGUGUGUGUGUGUGUGUGUGUGUGUGUGUGUGUGUGUGUGUGUGUGUGUGUGUGUGUGUGUGUGUGUGUGUGUGUGUGUGUGUGUGUGUGUGUGGAGGGAAGCACCAGGAACAAAGUGGACGAUGGGGAAGGAGGCGAGCGAGUCAUGCCUGUUUGUGUGUUUGGCUUUGCUGAGGGAGCGUCCUGGUUGGAUGUGCGAAAUCGAACUCGCACACAUUUCUGAGUGUGUGAUUGUGAUUCAGUCGUCGCCUUUACCUUCAUCUUCACCUUCACCUUCACCUGCCUGCCACCUGAAAGCAUUGCAGCCUGAAGCAUCCUUGCGAUGCUCCUGGGGACAUGUCAGUCAGUCACAGGUGCAGACUAGUGUGUGUUUGUGUUGCCUUCCUACAUGUAUGUGCACAUUAUUCUCUCGUCCCUUCAUCACACACUCCAUCGGUCUCUCUGCAUUCUGCAUCAUCUCUCCCUCUCCUCCAGCUUCUUCCGUUUCUGCUUUCCUUGCUGUCAUUGUCCUUUGCCUCUCCUCCCUCUGUUUGUGUUAACCUUCCCCUGCCUGGCUUCUCUCUCUCCUCUCUCUGCAUUCAGUCUAUGCAUCUGAGCUCAGCAGACAACACGACACCGAAUGAAUGUCAAUGAAUGACUGUUAAGAAAAUAGAUCAUGUGCUCAGUUUGAAAGUACAAAAAGCAUCUUUCUAUCUUUCUGCGUUUUCUCCUUCUUGCUCUUUGAGUUUUUAUACUUUUUCCUUCCUCUCGAAUCUCCAUGUCACAUGGAAUUAACAUGGAUGAAUGGAUGAAUUCAUGGAUAAGAACUGUGCACAAACACAGAAACAGGCAGGGUUUGAAUGGGUUUUUGUGUAAAGGACUUUGGCUUUUGGACUAGAAUGGAAACACCCUGUGGUCCCUGACCCCAGACCAGCCAGUUCUGCAUCGCCGUGUGGUCUGUCGGACUCCUUUGGAUUAACGGCUGUAACACCUGAUUCAUCCUCUACAUGGAUGAACUGUGCAGAGGGAAAAGCCAACAUCUCAACCCAUGUCCAAGUAGGCAAACUCGGUGCUAUUGAGUCAUAGCUCCUCCUAGUGGUUGGUUACAGUGGAGCCACACCUGACUGAAGGAUGAAAAACCAAACUCUGUCACAAACAUCUCUCUUCCCUACAACAGGCUUCAGGUUUUCCACCGUCCUGAUAAAUGCAUAAAUUAUCACCAUUUAUGACUAGUCAAGUGACGCUUGUUUUAAAUAUUUAGUGAAUGAAAAAAGAUAAACCUAUAAAACUGUGUUUUUUUUUGCCUUGUAUACUGAAUUAUAGGCGUGUUGCCUACUGUGCUUUUUUUUUAAAUAUUAUUUUUAAUUUCAGCUGCCUUGGUAGUAAACACACACACACACACACACACACACACACACACACACACACACACACACUUAACAUAACCUUUGCUCAACUGGGCCAAAAUAGCAAAAAGUGACAAAAGUGGAACAACCCUGUUGAAUUUGAAUCAGUGUAAGUUUGGUUUCACUGAUGACCCGUCAUUUAUAUCUAAUGCUAACAACUUGUCCCAGUCUGCAGAACAUGGCAGUGCAGCGAUCUCUCCGCUCACAGCGUUGAGUGUAAAGGCUCGGUUUGUGUCUAGGAUUUACAAGCCAUGGCGGGUUUAUUUGUUCAUGUGUGGGCAGAUUGCAGAUGUCUGAAACGCGACACCCUUGGUUCUUGUUUUCUUUCUUUUUUUUUUUUUUUUUUUUUUUUUACAAAUGUUUUUCAGACACUGAGAAGCUACAGAGGCAGAAAUAAUCACCAAUUAGCGGAGCCAACAAACCUUACUGCCAAGUCGGUGCCAUGUAUUUUAUUUAAUUUUCAGUUUUUCUAAACCUUAAUUAAUUUCUACAUAAGAGACAGCUAACAUUACAGUGGGACCUUAGUGUAUUUGUUGAAAUUCUUCCCAGAGUUUCCAUAUUCACUGCUCCUCACUGAAGGUUUAACAGCCAAUGAGAUUAUUUCUGCCAAAGGAGCAGCUCAGCCUCUGAGAAACGUCUGGUAAACUAAAUUACCAAUCUCUAAAAUACUUUCACAAAAUUCUAUAUUAAAAAUGACAUUUCUAAGAAGUAGGAAGAGAGUAGCUAUAUGAAAUAUUGAAUCCAUUAUUCCUUCUUUAGGAGGGCGCGUAUUGGAGAGGGGGGUGAGUGCAGAUGAGGGUGUGGGGCAGAGUUAUGAAUCUGCUGAGCUUGCGGAUUACCACGCUGACAUUUAUACAUAUUCCAUCAUCUUUCCCCUCACCUCCUCUCUUUCUGCCGCUCUCUUCUCAGCCUUUCGUGUGACUCAGAGGGGUAAUCACGUUAAAAGCCUCUCCCGCUCUCUCAUUUUCUUCCCUGCUCCCAGAUAAAAGGUGGCAAAGCAAGAAAGCGCGGAACGCUGCUCGUUAAUUAAUUUGGUUUAACUUUACGGUCGGCCUCUGGAGAUGCGCAGCGGCCAAACAGCAACCUGUUGCUAGGAGACACAAAUAAAAGUUAGAUGCGUUGCCGGAGUCUUGACUAGGAUGUGGUUCUGUGAAGCCGACAGAAAGAUCACAGUUUACCUGAGUAAACGAAGCAAAGCCCGGUGAGAAGAGCGUUUAUAGUCAUUCGCAGAGUUUGAUGAAUGGAGCAGCACUAAUGAGAGAGAGAGAGAGAGAGAGAGAGAGGAGAGAGAGAGAGAGAGAGAGAGAGAGAGAGAGAGAGAGAGAGAGAGAGAGAGAGAGAGAGAGAGAGAGAGAGAGAGGGAGAGGAACCUUGGCUGCAGAUUUAGGCCAAGGAGUUUACGAGAGGUCAGGUUAUAAUGUGUUUGGACACUUAAAACCCCACCCUCCUGCCACUAUAAGCUAAGUAAAUCAAACCCCACCCAAGCCCAAUUUUAACCUCCGGUUUGCUCGUGGGCUGUACAGGUCGCUAAUAAAGACACAGAUGAUAAUUAGAGAGAGACAGAAAGAGUUAUUGGAAUUGUUCUAUUUUUGUUAUGCGUCAAUGAAAAGUACAUAUUUAAAGGAAUAUUCCGUGUAUGUAUUAGACAACCUGAUUCCCUGCCCCGUCCUAUGGUGUGAUCUGUAGCUGCAAGGUGGCAUCACACACAAACGCUUCCCUCUGCAGUCAUGCAAUGCCAAUGCGAUGAAAUUAUUAUAUCCUUAUGAAUAAAUUAUUUUCUUGCUUAAAAAAA
Betta splendens (Siamese fighting fish) is the source of this 8879-nucleotide messenger RNA. It is a transcript of the gene nhsl2, whose product is annotated as NHS-like 2. The transcript has 12 exons. NCBI's taxonomy places the organism in Eukaryota, Metazoa, Chordata, Actinopteri, Anabantiformes, Osphronemidae. Gene Ontology annotation, biological process: cell differentiation. Bases 193 to 4341 code for a protein of 1382 amino acids. The record is from RefSeq and is a predicted model, not a curated record.